Messenger RNA from Trichosporon asahii var. asahii CBS 2479, 1179 nucleotides. RefSeq names its product actin. The coding region runs from base 1 to 1179 and encodes 392 amino acids. Lineage: Eukaryota; Fungi; Basidiomycota; Tremellomycetes; Trichosporonales; Trichosporonaceae. The transcript is spliced from 4 exons. The record is from RefSeq and is a predicted model, not a curated record.
AUGCUUGGGCUUGCUGCUCUCGUUAUCGACAACGGCUCCGGCAUGUGCAAGGCCGGUUUCGCCGGUGACGAUGCCCCCCGCGCUGUUUUCCCCUCGAUUGUCGGUCGCCCCCGUCACCAGGGUGUCAUGGUCGGCAUGGGCCAGAAGGACUCCUACGUCGGUGACGAGGCCCAGUCCAAGCGUGGUAUCCUUACCCUCAAGUACCCCAUUGAGCACGGUAUCGUUACCAACUGGGACGACAUGGAGAAGAUUUGGCACCACACCUUCUACAACGAGCUCCGUGUUGCCCCCGAGGAGCACCCCGUCCUGCUUACUGAGGCUCCCCUCAACCCCAAGCAGAACCGUGAGAAGAUGACCCAGAUCAUGUUCGAGACUUUCAACGCCCCCGCCUUCUACGUCUCCAUCCAGGCCGUCCUCUCCCUCUACGCCUCCGGUCGUACCACCGGUAUCGUCCUCGACUCGGGUGACGGUGUCACCCACACUGUCCCCAUCUACGAGGGUUUCUCGCUCCCCCACGCCAUUCUCCGUCUUGACCUCGCCGGUCGUGACCUCACCGACUACCUCAUCAAGAUCCUCAUGGAGCGUGGCUACCCCUUCACCACCACCGCCGAGCGUGAAAUCGUCCGUGACAUCAAGGAGAAGCUCUGUUACGUCGCCCUCGACUUCGAGCAGGAGCUCCAGACCGCUGCCCAGUCCUCCAAGCUCGAGAAGUCGUACGAGCUUCCCGACGGACAGGUCAUCACCAUCGGCAACGAGCGCUUCCGCUGCCCUGAGGCUCUCUUCCAGCCUUCGUUCCUUGGUCUUGAGGCUGCUGGUAUCCACGAGACCACUUACAACUCGAUCAUGAAGUGUGACCUCGACAUCAGGAAGGACCUCUACGGCAACAUUGUCAUGUCUGGUGGUACCACCAUGUACAACGGCAUUGACGCUCGUAUGCAGAAGGAGAUCACCGCCCUCGCCCCCUCGUCGAUGAAGGUCAAGAUCGUUGCUCCCCCUGAGCGCAAGUACUCCGUCUGGAUUGUGAGUAUCCCUUCGACUUCCCGCGCAAGACCGCCUCGGAAUGUCGUCGAACGACGACAAAGGCAUGCGCGCGCGGGUGGUUCCAUUCUCGCCUCGCUUUCGACCUUCCAGCAGAUGUGGAUCUCGAAACAAGAGUACGAUGAAGCAGGACCUUCGUGA